ACGCUGCCCUUGGCAACGCCUCCUAACGUAUGACAGUGGCCCGGUGUCGUACAUUUUGCAGACUCACCAUGGCGUUGAAAGAGACAGCGGGGCUGUAUGAGACUCUGAAAGCUGAGUGGAACAAGAAAAACCCGAACCUGAAUAAAUGUGGGGACCUUCUGAGCAAGUUGAAGGUUUCCCUGCUGGAGCUGAACUUUUUACCUACCAGUGGCUCUGCGAUCACCAAGCAGCAGCUCAUUUUAGCUCGGGAUGUCCUUGAGAUCGGAGCCCUGUGGAGCAUCCUGAAGAAAGACAUCCCGUCUUUUGAGCGAUACAUGGCUCAGCUAAAGUGUUACUACUUUGACUACAAGGAUGAACUUCCUGCAGCCGCCUACAUGCACCAGUUGCUUGGACUCAACCUGCUCUUCCUGCUCUCUCAGAACCGAGUGUCUGAGUUUCACACAGAGCUGGAGAGGCUGAGCGCUCGAGAUAUUCAGACCAACAUUUACAUCAAACAUCCCGUCUCCCUAGAACAGUACCUGAUGGAGGGAAGCUACAACAAGGUUUUCCUCGCCAAAGGAAACAUCCCAGCUGAGAGUUACAACUUUUUCAUAGAUAUUCUGCUGGACACCAUCCGCGAUGAGAUUGCGGGUUGCAUAGAAAAGGCCUACGAACAGAUCCAGUUCAGUGAAGCAACCAGAGUUCUUUUCUUCAACUCUCCCAAAAAGAUGACAGACUACGCCAAGAAGAGAGGCUGGACUCAGAACCGGGACGGCUACUACACCUUCACCAGCCAGCAGCAGCGGACGGAGGAGGUGGCCAUCCCCUCCAAAGAGCUGGCGGAGCAGGUCAUCUUAUACGCGCGACACCUGGAAAUGAUUGUGUAAUCCGCCCCCGGGAACACUCAGCCAUGCAGAGACAAACACGCCGCCGCGCCAGGAAGCAUCGGACCGCUUCAAACUCCGGCGCCGCAGUUCCCUCAGAGCGGACCUGCAGUUCCCUCAGAGCGGACCUGCAGUUCCCUCUGUCCGUCUCUACAGACCAAACUGAGUUUAAUCUGGAUUAUUUUCAACAUUUACCUUGGACUUUUUUGUUUUUUAAGCUUGAUUAAACGCAUAGAGCUUUUUAUUUUCUUCAUUACUUUCAGAAAUGUCUUUUUUUUUUUGUGCCCACAACUGAAAGAAACGCCAUUAAAAAUUGUUUUCUAACCAGUGAUGUCACUUCCUCCCCGGACGGUUUAUAUUAUAACAAAAUUAUUUGUUUGCAAUAAACUGUUCCAAAAAAUAAUC
This is a messenger RNA of Xiphophorus hellerii (green swordtail), 1268 nucleotides long. It is a transcript of the gene psmd8, whose product is annotated as proteasome 26S subunit, non-ATPase 8. The transcript is spliced from 7 exons. The record is from RefSeq and is a predicted model, not a curated record. Gene Ontology annotation, biological process: proteasome-mediated ubiquitin-dependent protein catabolic process. Gene Ontology annotation, cellular component: nucleus; proteasome regulatory particle; proteasome regulatory particle, lid subcomplex. The coding region runs from base 30 to 866 and encodes 278 amino acids. Lineage: Eukaryota; Metazoa; Chordata; Actinopteri; Cyprinodontiformes; Poeciliidae.